Messenger RNA from Lepus europaeus (European hare), 2358 nucleotides. RefSeq names its product cadherin 7 (gene CDH7). Gene Ontology annotation, biological process: homophilic cell-cell adhesion; adherens junction organization; cell-cell junction assembly. NCBI's taxonomy places the organism in Eukaryota, Metazoa, Chordata, Mammalia, Lagomorpha, Leporidae. The record is from RefSeq and is a predicted model, not a curated record. Gene Ontology annotation, molecular function: cadherin binding; calcium ion binding. Gene Ontology annotation, cellular component: plasma membrane; adherens junction; catenin complex. The transcript is spliced from 11 exons. The coding region runs from base 1 to 2358 and encodes 785 amino acids.
AUGAAGUUGGGCAAAGUGGAGUUCUGCCAUUUUCUGCAGCUAAUAGCGCUUUUCCUGUGUUUUUCUGGGAUGAAUCAAGCAGAACUCUCAAGGUCUGGAUCAAAGCCCUAUUUCCAAUCAGGGAGGUCCCGUACCAAGCGCAGCUGGGUGUGGAAUCAGUUCUUUGUGUUGGAGGAAUACAUGGGCUCAGACCCCCUCUAUGUAGGAAAGCUUCACUCUGAUGUUGAUAAAGGAGAUGGUUCCAUCAAAUACAUCUUGUCAGGCGAAGGGGCGAGUUCCAUUUUCAUUAUUGAUGAGAACACGGGGGAUAUUCAUGCGACCAAGAGACUGGAUCGCGAGGAACAGGCCUACUACACCCUCCGAGCCCAAGCACUGGACAGGCUUACCAACAAGCCUGUGGAGCCUGAGUCUGAGUUUGUGAUCAAAAUCCAGGAUAUCAAUGACAAUGAACCCAAAUUUUUGGAUGGCCCAUACACAGCAGGAGUUCCUGAAAUGUCUCCUGUAGGGACCUCAGUGGUACAAGUGACAGCCACAGAUGCUGAUGAUCCUACCUAUGGUAACAGCGCCCGAGUCGUCUACAGCAUUCUGCAAGGGCAGCCUUACUUCUCAGUGGAGCCAAAGACAGGAGUCAUCAAGACCGCCCUUCCAAACAUGGAUAGAGAAGCAAAAGACCAGUACUUGCUUGUCAUUCAGGCAAAGGAUAUGGUUGGUCAGAACGGAGGCCUGUCAGGAACUACAUCAGUCACCGUGACCCUGACUGAUGUCAACGAUAACCCUCCCCGCUUUCCUCGAAGGUCUUACCAGUACAAUGUCCCGGAAUCAUUGCCUGUAGCCUCUGUGGUGGCCAGAAUUAAAGCUGCCGAUGCAGACAUUGGAGCCAAUGCUGAAAUGGAGUAUAAAAUCGUGGAUGGUGAUGGGUUGGGAAUUUUCAAGAUUUCUGUUGAUAAAGACACACAGGAAGGAAUCAUUACUAUACAGAAGGAACUGGAUUUUGAAGCCAAAACAAGUUAUACUUUACGGAUAGAAGCCGCAAAUAAAGAUGCUGACCCUCGUUUUCUAAGUUUGGGACCAUUCAGUGAUACAACAACCGUGAAGAUAAUUGUGGAGGAUGUGGACGAGCCCCCCGUGUUUUCCUCCCCCUUUUACCCCAUGGAGGUAUCAGAAGCUACUCAAGUGGGGAAUAUCAUUGGCACUGUUGCAGCUCAUGAUCCAGACUCUUCCAACAGCCCUGUGAGGUAUUCAAUUGACAGAAAUACAGACUUAGAGAGAUACUUCAAUAUUGAUGCCAACAGUGGAGUUAUUACAACAGCCAAAUCUUUGGAUCGAGAGACGAAUGCUGUUCAUAAUAUCACAGUCCUUGCAAUGGAGAGCCAGAACCCAUCUCAAGUGGGAAGAGGCUAUGUGGCCAUCACCAUUCUCGACAUAAAUGACAACGCCCCCGAAUUUGCCAUGGACUAUGAGACCACCGUCUGUGAAAAUGCCCAGCCAGGACAGGUAAUCCAGAAAGUCAGUGCCGUUGACAAGGAUGAGCCAGCCAGUGGGCACCAGUUCUACUUCAGCUUAACAACCGAAGCAACAAAUAACCACAAUUUUACACUCAAAGAUAACAAAGACAACACAGCCUCAAUACUAACCAGGAGGAAUGGCUUCCGGAGACAGGAGCAGUCCGUUUACUAUCUGCCAAUCUUCAUUGUGGACAGUGGGUCCCCUUCCCUCAGCAGCACCAACACCCUCACCAUUCGAGUCUGUGACUGUGAUGCUGAUGGCAUAGCUCAGACUUGUAACGCGGAGGCCUACGUCUUGCCUGCUGGCCUGAGUACAGGAGCCCUGAUAGCAAUACUUGCCUGUGUCUUGACGUUGCUGGUGCUGAUCCUGCUCAUCGUCACCAUGCGAAGACGGAAGAAAGAGCCGCUCAUCUUCGACGAGGAGAGGGACAUCCGGGAGAACAUCGUGCGCUACGACGACGAGGGCGGCGGCGAGGAGGACACCGAGGCCUUCGACAUGGCGGCGCUGAGGAACCUGCACGCCCUCCGCGACGCCAAGACGCGCAGGGACGUGGCGCCCGAGCUGCAGCUGCUGAGCCGGCCGGCGUUCAGGGCCGGCCCGGACAGCGUCCUCUUCCGGGAGUUCAUCUGGGAGCGGCUGAAGGAGGCGGACGUGGACCCGGGCGCGCCGCCCUACGACUCCCUGCAGACCUACGCCUUCGAGGGCAGCGGCUCGGUGGCCGGGUCGCUCAGCAGCCUGGACUCGGUCAGCUCGAGCUCGGAGCAGAACUACGACUACCUCAGUGACUGGGGCCCGCGCUUCAAGCGGCUGGCGGACAUGUACGGCCCGGGCCGGGACGGCGCCAGCUCCUAG